Messenger RNA from Egretta garzetta (little egret), 650 nucleotides. It is a transcript of the gene REEP6, whose product is annotated as receptor accessory protein 6. The annotation marks the transcript as partial. The transcript is spliced from 4 exons. NCBI's taxonomy places the organism in Eukaryota, Metazoa, Chordata, Aves, Pelecaniformes, Ardeidae. The record is from RefSeq and is a predicted model, not a curated record.
GGUGGUCGUUAUUCCCAACUGGAGGGUCCCAGCACGUGCCCCUGCUCACUACUGGGAUGCGAAACCUGCUCAGCGGACCGAGCCAGGGUCUCUCCUCACCAUCUUGGUGGCGGCAGGUACGUGACCGUCCUCUCUGUCCCCCCGACAGGUUCUGUGGCGUUCCUGGGGCUGUACCUCGUGUUUGGCUAUGGCGCCUCGCUGCUCUGCAACCUCAUCGGCUUCGCCUACCCCGCGUACGUCUCCAUCAAAGCUAUCGAGAGCUCCAGCAAGGAGGACGACACCACGUGGCUGACGUACUGGGUGGUCUACGGCGUCUUCAGUGUAGCCGAGUUCUUCUCUGACACUUUCCUCUACUGGUUCCCGUUCUACUACGCUGGGAAGUGCCUGUUCCUGGUGUGGUGCAUGGCCCCCGUGUCCUGGAACGGGUCGCAGGUGCUCUACCAGAACGUCAUCCGGCCCUGCUUCCUCAGGCACCACCAGGCUGUGGACAACGCGCUGGGCAACCUCAGCACCAAAGCCCUGGACGUGGCCUCCAGCGUCACCCGAGAAGGUUCCAGAGCAGCCCUGAACCUGGUGAAGGAAGCGGAGAAGAAAAAGUGAGAGGGGAUCCUGGUACUGGCACUGCAACCCGGGGCCUGAGUCUUGCUCAG